This is a messenger RNA of Daucus carota subsp. sativus, 769 nucleotides long. RefSeq names its product remorin-like. Lineage: Eukaryota; Viridiplantae; Streptophyta; Magnoliopsida; Apiales; Apiaceae. The transcript is spliced from 5 exons. The record is from RefSeq and is a predicted model, not a curated record. The coding region runs from base 138 to 653 and encodes 171 amino acids.
CCCUUUCCAACACCUUCCCUCUCUAUAUAUUGACACUUUUUCCCAACUGUUUAUAUGUUUUCUCACAUCAUUCUGCACAUGAAAGAAGCUCACACCAACGGUGAACCAAGUGAAAAGUAGGAGAAGCUGCAAUUUCUAUGGACCAGGUUCCUCCCUCUAAGCGUUCUCCCGACAAGGUUCCUCCCUCCAAGCCUUCUCCGGACCAGGUUCCUCCGGUUCAUGAAAAUGCGGUUGCAGAGGAUCAUGCUGAGAAAAAAAGUACUGAUGAGUCGAACGACAGAGUGGCUGCACUUACAAGAGUUGAAACCGAGAAGAGAUUGGCGUUGAUCAAGGCAUGGGAAGAAAGUGAGAAAACAAAAGCGGAGAAUAAGGCAUACAAGAAGUUGUCUGCAAUUGGAGCCCAGGAAAACACUCAAAGAGCAAAUGUUCAAGCUCAACUUAAGCAGAUUGAGGAAGAAGUGGAGAAAGAAAAGGCGGAAAAAGUAGAGAAAAUGAAGAACAAAAUAGCUAUACUCCACCAGAUAGCAGAAGAAAAGCGAGCCGCGGUGGAAGCUAAACGUGGAGAAGAAAUUCUCAAGGUUGAAGAAGAAGGUGCCAAGUACAGAAAAAGUGGAACCACACCAACUAGAUAUUUGGGAUGCUUUGGCUGUUAAUUUGUUUUAAGUUCUUGACUGGGAUUUGUUGGUCCAUGGUCUUUUGAUUUGUUCUCAUCUACAUAAUGUUUAUGAUCAGUGUUUGAUACAUGAAGAACAGACUAGAGUUUUUUAUA